ACACCCCCACCCCGCUCUCCCUAUCCCGCAGAGAAGCACCUGGUCCUGCUGCGGGACGGCCGGACGCUCAUCGGGUACCUGCGCAGCAUCGACCAGUUCGCAAACCUGGUGUUGCACCAGACUGUGGAGCGCAUCCAUGUGGGCAAGAAGUACGGGGACAUCCCUCGAGGCAUCUUCGUCGUGAGAGGCGAGAACGUUGUUCUGCUGGGGGAAAUAGACCUGGAGAAGGAGAGUGACACGCCGCUGCAGCAGGUCUCCAUCGAGGAGAUCCUGGAGGAGCAGCGGGUGGAGCAGCAGGCCAGGCAGGAGUCAGAGAAGCUGAAGGUGCAGGCGCUGAAGGAGCGGGGCCUCUCUGUGCCGCGGGCGGACACCCUGGACGAGUACUGAGUGCCCCCCUCGGACCCUGCCCCCUCCACCCGCGGCGAGGGCUGCUCCGCCGUCUGCUCGUGCCCGGGCAGGUCUCUUUGGAAAGGAGGGUUUUUUAUUUUCAGAUUGUGUUUUCUGUGGCACAGAUCACAAAAAAGAAAAAAUCAUGCCUUUAGCUUCUCCUUGCGGAGAAGGAGGAGAGGAGGCAUUCGCCUGCCCUCGGGGGUGGCCGAGCGUGAGCGUUUGUGUUCAGGAGACAAAUCGCUGGGUCCUUCAGGUUUGUUUGCUUUUUCCUCCUCACGGGACUCUGGGUGAGAGUUUUUCCUUGACGUGUAAAUAAAUCCUUGAUCUCAA
Messenger RNA from Athene cunicularia (burrowing owl), 720 nucleotides. It is a transcript of the gene LSM1, whose product is annotated as LSM1 homolog, mRNA degradation associated. Gene Ontology annotation, cellular component: P-body; Lsm1-7-Pat1 complex. Gene Ontology annotation, biological process: deadenylation-dependent decapping of nuclear-transcribed mRNA. The annotation marks the transcript as partial. Gene Ontology annotation, molecular function: RNA cap binding. Lineage: Eukaryota; Metazoa; Chordata; Aves; Strigiformes; Strigidae. The record is from RefSeq and is a predicted model, not a curated record. The transcript is spliced from 3 exons.